UAGCUUCCCGUGUCGCCCUUGCCACCGGGUCAUCGUACGGCACCCCUGCAUUAUCAGCUGCUUUCGAAGUCAGUGGGCGCGGUCGUGUGGAGCGCCGAGGAGGUGGUGGAAUGGGGGUAGGGGCAGGAGGUAUAGUGGGCGCGGGAGGCUGUUGUUCGCAAGGGGCCGGAGGCGUUGUGGGUGGUGCCUGUUGCUCACCAGCGGUGGGAAGGAGCCCGGUGUUGUCAUUCGGGGGGUCGGCGGCGGUCGGUGCAGGCGUACCACCCUGGCGACUGGCCUCCUCUAUGAUCGCCUCGGGCCAGGUUGGCGCUGUUGGUUCCCCACUGGGCUCUUCAGCCUUGCCGAGCUGUAGGCCAGGCAUCACGAAAUCCCCGCGGGAAUGGUGUACUGAAGACAAGCAGAGAUCUACGGCGGAUCCAGAGGAUCAUCCCGAGCUUCCGCUGAUCUUCGCUCACCUGCGCUCACCUGCGCAGAUCUUCGUAGAUACCCGUUCGAUUGUGGUGUAGGGCGUAUAUCGUCGUAUUUGCAGCAUACUGUAACUGUCCGGCAAAGAUAUUCUCGUAAGUUCGUCAUAGUCUCGUCUGUCCCUAGCCACCACCUGCGAGACCAGCUUCCUGCGCAAGCUCUGCAGUCACACAUUAAUGAAAGCAACAGCAGAAUAGUCAUUAAUUACGAGGCUGGAGUACGAUACGGACUACGCAAAGCUGGCUAGACAAGGGUGGAGAUAUCGAUGGUGGCGACAGCAGAAGGGGAAAUCAGUAAGAUCAGC
Schizophyllum commune H4-8 is the source of this 769-nucleotide messenger RNA. RefSeq lists its product as uncharacterized. The transcript has a single exon. The record is from RefSeq and is a predicted model, not a curated record. Bases 111 to 506 code for a protein of 131 amino acids. NCBI's taxonomy places the organism in Eukaryota, Fungi, Basidiomycota, Agaricomycetes, Agaricales, Schizophyllaceae.